Chaetura pelagica (chimney swift) is the source of this 1822-nucleotide messenger RNA. RefSeq names its product golgi phosphoprotein 3 (coat-protein) (gene GOLPH3). The coding region runs from base 1 to 996 and encodes 331 amino acids. NCBI's taxonomy places the organism in Eukaryota, Metazoa, Chordata, Aves, Apodiformes, Apodidae. The transcript has 5 exons. Gene Ontology annotation, molecular function: phosphatidylinositol-4-phosphate binding. The record is from RefSeq and is a predicted model, not a curated record. Gene Ontology annotation, cellular component: Golgi cisterna; trans-Golgi network; cytosol. Gene Ontology annotation, biological process: retrograde vesicle-mediated transport, Golgi to endoplasmic reticulum; Golgi to plasma membrane protein transport; Golgi organization.
AUGGAGAAGAUUGAGGUACUCAAAGCCUCAGUCUUCACUGCCAAAUGCUUGAGCCACAUCACCCAAGUCACUGAAAGCAAAGGCAAGGACUGGGAGAAUGAAGAACCACUUGCUGUAGGGUCGAAGACACAUGGACUUGAUGGACAGAUCACAUGGUGCAUAAGGAACUGGCUGAAUGGCUGCACUCAAAGAGUUGCAGUUAACAGCUCAAUGUCCACGUGCAAACUGAUAACGAGUGGUGUUCCUCAGAAAUCAGUACUGGGCCUGGUGCUGUUUAACAUCUUUGGUGACAUGGACAGUGGAAUUGAGUGGGACCCUUGGCAGGGUUACACAUCAUUCUGGAAUGAUUGCAUCUCCUCAGGAUUGCGUGGCUGUAUGUUAAUCGAAUUGGCGCUGCGUGGGCGUCUUCAGCUAGAGACCUGUGGAAUGAGGCGCAAAAGUCUACUAACAAGAAAGGUGAUCUGCAAGUCAGAUGCUCCUACAGGGGAUGUUCUGCUUGAUGAAGCUCUGAAACACAUAAAAGAAACCCAGCCUCCUGAAACAGUACAAAAUUGGAUUGAACUGCUUAGUGGGGAAACAUGGAACCCACUGAAGUUGCACUACCAGCUACGAAAUGUCCGUGAACGGUUAGCUAAAAAUCUAGUGGAGAAAGGUGUACUGACAACAGAGAAACAGAACUUCCUUCUUUUUGACAUGACUACGCACCCUCUCACCAACAACAAUAUCAAACAGCGCCUCAUCAAGAAGGUUCAAGAAGCAGUUCUUGACAAAUGGGUGAACGAUCCUCACCGCAUGGACAAGCGCUUGCUGGCACUGGUUUAUUUAGCCCAUGCUUCAGAUGUUCUGGAGAACGCUUUUGCCCCCCUUUUGGAUGAGCAGUAUGAUUUAGCCACAAAGAGAGUGCGGCAACUUCUGGAUUUAGACCCUGAGGUUGAAUGUAUGAAAGCCAACACAAAUGAGGUUCUGUGGGCUGUUGUAGCAGCUUUCACAAAAUAACUGCAUUCAGACUGAAGUGUUCACUUUUCUUUCAUGUAAACCAGUUGUUUCUCUUCUAUUGACUAUUCAUGUUUUCUGUAAUUUGUACCUUCUCACAUGAUGAGUUGGCUCUUGUUCAAUGGGAAUUAUAAGUGGUGUAUUCCCUCCUUCUAUGUGUAUCUGUAUACAGAAUUCUGCUGGUACAAGAGACCUUCCUGUUUAGAAACAACAGAAAAAGGUUUUACUGCCAUAUUGGCAUUCCAUUUCCUAUUCAGUUUGAGUUAUUUGAAAUACUUUGUUUAAUCUAUUUUUCAUCUCAUUGUUACUGAAGUAGUUUAAUGUGGAAAGCACCUCAAGGAAGAAAUGUGCAUGCAGUUGGACCACUAGUCUCAGCUACCACAGAUGUGUGCAUGCAUCAACAUUUCUGCAGUACCGUUCAUAACAGAUUAAAAAGGGCCUUUUUAAAUCACCAAAGCUCCAUGUUGAAGUGUCUGUCAGGACAUUUUAUACACAGAUGUUGUUUCAAUUAUAUCUAACAAAAUUACUUUAAAAGCAGAAUUGCCAUUAAGCAGCUUUGUCGAUAUCUCCUGUAAAAUGCCCUCAAAAUGUUACUUUUCUUGCAAGUCUCUUGUGUACUUAUAUUUUCAUUAAAACAAUAGUUGAGUCGUAAGACUAGUAUAGAAAGGUCCAAUUGUUUCAUAAACCUGUUUUGGGAUGGGAUACAUUCCAUUAUAUUGUAUAUAUAGUUAAAAUUGUAUAUUAACAACUGCCCCAUCUUAGUAUUUUGCAAGAUCUACUCUAGUUGUGCACCUGAUGCCCCUUAUUUGCUGUCAGCCAUUGCCAUUUG